Messenger RNA from Chlorocebus sabaeus (green monkey), 6152 nucleotides. The record is from RefSeq and is a predicted model, not a curated record. NCBI's taxonomy places the organism in Eukaryota, Metazoa, Chordata, Mammalia, Primates, Cercopithecidae.
UGUGUGUGUGUGUGUGUGUGUGUGUGUAGGUGGGGCGGGACUAGUUAUUAGGGAGUGCUUGAAAGGCGAAUCUGGAGGCAUGAGUGGGUGGAAACUCUUCUUUCCAAGGCAGGCUAUUAGAAAACUUGGCAUCCAGUAAUUAGAGGAGAUGAUGUGGGAGAGAUACAGGGGCAAAAUUAUGGAAAGUCUUGCAAAAGAGAGACAGGAAGUCUGGAAGAGGCAUUAUCUCCGGCUUCUCUGGGGUCAGAUGACUAAUCCAGCACUGUUUGGGAUGGGUAUUUUCCACAUGCAUGGACUUAUAUUUUGAUUUCCUUAACCAGAAAAAGAAAGUAGUUCCAAAGACUAGAAAUACUUCCCACAACAGCAAAGCUACUCGGAGGAACACGCUGGGUAUAUUUCCUAUACCCAGAAAUAUACCCAGUGUGUAUAUUUCAUAGGUAUAUUAAGACCUAUUGCGGCCAUUUCCUCCAGGAUUAUUCUGGGUUGGUGACCUAAUUUGUGUGCCAGUUAUAUAGUCUGCACAUCUCCAUUAUUUAAUUUCCUGAACGGGAAAAAGUAGAGCUCAGUGAACUGCUCUCAUGGCUUCCUGCUGCGACGAUAGUGAAUAGUCAAUAUAACUAUAUUGGAAGUGACUCAGCUGCAUACAUGUUGUUAGAUUACUUGAACAUAUCUGUAUAGAUCUUUGCCAAGUGUACUUUGAACAUACCUGCAAAGACCUUUGCCAAGUGUACUUCUUCCUGUAUGAGGAAUAGAAGUUUGCUCCUUGAGUGCUGCAUGAUCUUUGGGCUCAUUUUACUCUUGUGCGACCCUGGGCCACUAGAAGUCUAAAAGCACUUCUCUCCCGAGAGUGGACUUAUUAUUUUCCUCAUUUCAGGUUGUCAGAAACAGGAAAGGAGAGUGGGGCGUUCUUUCAUUUGUACUGCAGAUUUAUCAAGAAAUUUUGUUUCUUUGUUUUUGUUUGUAUGUUUGGGACAGAGUCUUGCUCUGUUACCUAGGCUGAAGUGCAGUGGCAUAGUCAUAGCUCACUGCAGCCUCAAACUGCUGGGCUCAAGCAGUCCUCUAGCCUCAGCCUCCCGAGUAGCAAGGGCUUGUAAGCACAUGCCACACACCCAACUAAUUUUUAAAUUUUUUGUAGAGGUGGUGGGGGGGGUCUCACUAUAUUGUCAAGGCUGGUCUUGAACUCCUGACCUCAAGCCAUCCUCCUGCCUCAGCCUCCCAAAGUAUUGGGAUUACAGGCAUGAGCCACUACACCUGGCCAAGAAAUGGUUCUUUUGAGUGUACAAGGGAGCAAAUGAUUGAAGCACCACUGUGUAUCAUAUGUUAGACUGGUCAUUGCUGUUGCAAAGAUACAUUUUAGCCAUAGCGCCUUCUCCCAGGAUGCUCAUACAGUAAUAGGAAUAACAGAUUUAUGAGUAGAUAGUCAUAUACACUGUGGUGUACUUGAGAUAUUACUGGAGCACCAAGAGGGUCACCUAACCCUGCUUCCUGGAGGAGAGACCUGCUUCAGUCUUGAAAGAUGAAAAUCAGGACCUUUGAUAUUUAGGAAAACUAUGUUUAACUCUACAGAUAUCAAGUUAUCUGUUAAGUCAUUCCAUUGUUCUGGGCCUGUGAAGUUUACCAUAGUGUGGCAUUUGAAGUAUCAUACCUGUCACAAUGAGUAUUCUAAUCUGGAAGAGCUGCUCCAGAAACAUAAACUUAGUGUUGAUGAAGACUUUUGUCAUUAUUUGAAGAAUGACAACUGUUGGACAACAAAAAAUGAGAAUUUAGAUUGCAACAGUGAUUCACAGGUGUUUCCCUCUUUGAAUAAUAAAGAACUAAUAAAUAUCAGAAAUGUUUCAAACCAGGAAAGAUCAACGGAUGUGGUAGCCAGAACACAAAAAGAUGGGUUUCAUAUCUUUAUUGUUUCCAUUAAAACGGAGAAUACAGAUGCAAGCUGGAAUUUGAAUGUUUCUCUUUCUAUGAUUGGGCCUCAUGGAUAUAUCUCUGCAUCAGAUUGGCCCCUAAUGAUUUUUUACAUGGUGAUGUGUAUUGUUUAUAUAUUCUAUGGCAUACUCUGGCUGAUGUGGUCUGCCUGUUAUUGGAAAGACAUAUUAAGAAUCCAGUUCUGGAUUGCAGCUGUUAUUUUCCUGGGAAUGCUUGAAAAAGCAGUUUUUUAUAGUGAAUACCAAAACAUCAGCAACACUGGACUGUCAACCCAAGGCUUAUUGAUAUGUGCGGAGCUGAUUUCUGCGAUGAAGCGGACGCUGGCUCGCCUGCUCGUGAUCAUUGUGAGCCUGGGCUAUGGCAUUGUGAAGCCUCGUUUGGGAACAGUCAUGCACCGGGUGAUCGGAUUGGGGCUUCUCUACUUGAUCUUUGCAGCUGUUGAAGGCGUGAUGAGAGUCAUUGGGGGUUCUAACCAUUUAGCUGUUGUUCUUGAUGACAUUAUUUUAGCAGUUAUUGACUCCAUUUUUGUGUGGUUCAUUUUUAUUAGUUUGGCACAAACUAUGAAGACUCUAAGGCUAAGAAAGAACACUGUGAAAUUUUCAUUAUAUAGACACUUUAAAAAUACUCUGAUCUUUGCUGUGCUGGCUUCUAUAGUGUUUAUGGGGUGGACAACUAAGACAUUUCGAAUUGCAAAAUGCCAGUCAGACUGGAUGGAACGCUGGGUUGACGAUGCAUUUUGGAGCUUCCUUUUUUCGCUUAUCCUUAUUGUAAUCAUGUUUUUGUGGAGACCAUCAGCAAACAAUCAGAGAUAUGCCUUCAUGCCCUUAAUAGAUGAUUCUGAUGAUGAAAUUGAAGAAUUCAUGGUAACUUCUGAAAAUUUAACGGAAGGAAUAAAAUUAAGAGCCUCAAAAUCAGUUUCCAAUGGAACAGCUAAGCCUGCCACUUCUGAGAACUUUGAUGAAGAUUUGAAGUGGGUAGAAGAGAAUAUUCCCUCUUCAUUCACAGAUAUAGCUCUUCCAGUGUUAGUGGAUUCAGAUGAGGAAAUCAUGACCAGAUCUGAAAUGGCUGAAAAAAUGUUCUCUUCAGAAAAGAUAAUGUGAUUGGAACCCAUAUAAGUGAAAUGUAGUUAAGUCUGAAGGACUAUCCUUCAUCAAGACUGAAAGCGAGCUUUGUUUUGAUAUUGCAUAACGAAUUUUUAUUGUGUUAUCUUGGAAGUCUGUGUAUCAAAAUGAAGAAUUCAGGUGGUAGGAGGGUUCUGCAGUCCCUUUAAAGCUGACUCUUGAGUGUCAGUUGAAUAUCUAAUAAAUUGGAUUUGGAAAUAACCUGAGGAAAGUAUUAUGAGAAAGAUCUGCACAGAUGCCUCUUAGCUUACAGGUGGCAGGCCUGUGGGUUUGGGUUCUCUCUCUUUUCUCUGGAACAAAUGACAAUUCCAGAUUACAGAAAAAUGUUUUUUAAUGAACACCCUUGGUCUUUUUUGUAGUCACCUUUGAGGUAGAUAUUGUGAUUUUCUGGAGUAUAGUAUAUCCGUGUCUCUAUGUCUUGGGUUUACUAGAUGCAAUAGUACUUUUCUUUGACAUUUGUACUGAAGUGAUUUGAUAUUAAGUAAAACAGUUAAUGUUUGAAUAUAGGCAUAUUUAUAGGUUUCCUCCCUCCCCCGCUUUAUAAAAAUCUGUACAAAGCCCUUGUUAGAGUCUCAUGCACAUCAAAUCAUGGAGUUAGGUCUUCUCUGAGCUCAGGGGAACAUAAGUGCACAGAGAGAUGUCUUGAGGGUCACUACCAAAGAAUUACCCUCAUUGUCCCUCACUCAGGCCAUGUGUACGUGUGAUGCUGCUGAGUCUGCUGGGGUGGGUGGUGGCCACAUGGCUCCCCCAAAGCACUUCCUACCUGGCAAGCUGGGAGACCCAUUACUGGUGAACUUUGUGGAAAUUAGAACUGUAUCUUUUACAUAAUCUUGGCAUAUUACAUUUCAUAAUAAAAACAUAUUUAUUUGCAUGCCACAUCACUGUUGAUUUUAUAGUUUCUUAACCUUCAACCAUGUUUUGUACCUUAUUUCGUUACAUCGUAUAGUUGUAAUGUGUAAUAUGAAAUCUUUUACUUUAAUAUCUUUUUUUAAAAUGUAGAAUGUUCUAAACUUGAAAGGCAAUUGAAUGUAGUAUGAUGAAAAUGUGAAUGUUUUGCUGCUUUCAUGACCAAAGAUACAGGGGCUAGUGGACAUAUAGAAUAGUAAUUAAAUCUAGAAUCUUGUAUGUCUUGUCUUUGAAGGAGUUCUAACCUUGUAAAUUGAGAAUGACUUCAGAGAAUUUUGAUUAAGAAAAUAUUAAAAUCUUAACCGGCACAAGCACUCCAAUUUUUUUCACUGUGAAGCCGCAAGCAAAUUUUUUUCUUUUUUUUUUUUUUUCAAAAGCCUACCUUCUGAAUUUAUCUCUUGUUUACUCAUUUCAGAGAGGGUAGUAAAGAAGAUAUAUUUCUGGUAGUCAUAUCUCUUGAGAGAUAUUGGCAAAUGUGUUUUCAGUCGUGACCAUGUGGAAAGUGAACAGCGUUGGCAAACAUUACUGAGAAAAUCAUGCUUUUCAAGAUGCCCUUGCCUUGGGGUGUCCUUCCUAGGGAGAAAGAAAGUGUAAUUUAACAAUUGUGAAUUCCGCUUCUUAUUUCAGUUGGUGCUGCAGUAAAGGGUUCCCACCCUCUACAGUUCCCAGCAUUUAUAUUCUGUUGUAUUCUCCCCUUAGCCCAGUAACAUUAUUAUCUAAUACCCCACUCCCCAAGUUUUGAGACAGAUUGACCCCCUAUUCAUUAUGUGGCUCUAGUUGAAUUUUAAGAUGUGGAAUACUGGGCUUGCAGGCAGUAGGAGCUGCAAAUCUGGUAGAGUGGGAGUGAGGAGUUAAUGGUGAGUAUGAUAAUAAGGGAAACUGCGUCUGACAGAACCUCAGUAAUGUUUACCAAAACAUGUCUUUCUACAGCUGGUAGGAUAAAUGAUGCUACCUCUGUAGCUCAGCCACAGGCUGCCGUGCAAACUUUUCUUCCAUCCAGAGAAAGCAGAAUUCCCUCCUAGUAGCCUCAUCACAAAUACUGUUUCUAGAAGGGCAUGUGCUAUUUGUCACCUUCAGUAAUAUUUGUGCCAUCUCUUGAUGGCUGAUGACCUGGAUCGAGUAUUUCUAUGAAGGGCCUUCUUAGGCCCCUCACAUAUGCAAGAGGGGUGCUCUAGUGCCAUAGGUCACAGGACGAACAUCAGGAGAAGUUAUACCUAGGGGUAUUGAGCAGCUCAUCAUCCCUGCUUCUGCUCAAAGUUUCCUGAAGCUGGCCAUCAGGUCCUCUGAGGCACUCAAAUCAGUUUACUUUUAGCAUGCCCCCAUCAGGAUGGGUCUCCCUGUUAGUGAGGGAAUCUGAGGAUACGGGUCUGGUUUGAUGUUUUUCUAGGCAAAAUGCCUAAGUGUUCUAGUUAUGCCAUUCAUAUUAGGUUUAUAUAAUGUGUGAGAUUUGCUUAAAAGGGAAUUUUCAUGAUUUGAUUUAGAUUAGUAUUUAAAUAUCUUCUUUAGACAGCAAUUAAUUUUAUUGCAAAAAUAAGGAAAAACGUGAAUAUGUGAAUUUUUUAAGCUUGAGAGAUGAUAGAAGGUUCCCAUAUUUUUCUUGUAAAGAAAAUAGUAUUUUAACUUACACAUCCUGUAGAAAAUACCACCUUUUCCCCUUAUAUUACAGUACAAUGUUUACACUACUACACUGUCAAGCUGAAAGUAUAAAAAAUGUACAUAUACAUUUUGAUUUAUAUAUCCUUUUAAAAAAAUUGAGUUUGUUGCACUAGGCUGUACAUGACUAAAGUUGACAGAUGCUAUGCUAGAUUUAUAAUCAUUAGUUCUGGUACUUGUGUCUUUGUAUGAUCAAAGCAUGUAAUAAGCAAUACAAAAUACGAAGCCUUAGAAGAAGGUUAACAUACUGGUUAAACAUAUUGAAUGUAUAUAAGUGGCAAAACUAGAUUUUUAAGGAAGCGUACAUUAUAAUAUUGGAGCUCAAUACUGCAUGAAGAAACUUCUUUAAAACUAGGAAACAUUCAUUUGGGGAGAAAUUUUAGGAGUUUAAGAAGUUGUAUUUUUCUAUUUUAAAAAGUUAAAUUAUUCUGUAAUUUGAAAGAAGUUUCGUUGAAUGUAGGACAUAACUAUUUGAAGGGUUUUCAUUUGAAAAAUUGAUGUAUUUUGUGCCUUAAUAUUUUGUUCUUUUAAUAAAAAUGCUCUGAAAUU